Messenger RNA from Bombus impatiens (common eastern bumble bee), 1618 nucleotides. RefSeq names its product intraflagellar transport protein 57 homolog (gene IFT57). The record is from RefSeq and is a predicted model, not a curated record. The transcript is spliced from 7 exons. Gene Ontology annotation, biological process: intraciliary transport; non-motile cilium assembly. The coding region runs from base 230 to 1462 and encodes 410 amino acids. Lineage: Eukaryota; Metazoa; Arthropoda; Insecta; Hymenoptera; Apidae. Gene Ontology annotation, cellular component: intraciliary transport particle B; cilium; Golgi apparatus.
AAAAGAGCUUUAGAGUUUUCAGUUUGCGUGAUUUGUAGGUGUUCACUCUAUAUAUUAAAUCUCAUCUAUGUUCAUGUUAUCAAAUUAGUCAAUAGAGCAUGAAACGUAAAUAAUUACAUACGAAUUAUUUAUUUAAUAAAUUAAACUGUAUAUUUUUUACAUGUAAAUAUAAAUAUUAUUUAUAAGUUAUUUGUAUGAAACUUCUAAAAAGCAUUACAGAAUAAGAGGAAUGUUUCGAGACACUCCAAAGAUUAUUAUAGAAGAUGGAUCUUCUCCAUCUGCUUCUUAUAUUAUGUAUGUUAGAAUGGAAGACUUAUUAGAAAAAUUAAAAUUGUUACAUUAUGAUAUUCAAUUUUUACCAGAAUUUAAAAUAAAGGCCAUAAAUAGGAAUUAUUUUGUAACACAAACAAAUCCAGGAGAGCAAUUUUAUACAUUCACAUCAUUAGCUGCAUGGUUAAUUAGGAAAGCAGGUGGGAAUUUUAAAGCUCCGCAAGAAUCAGAUGAUCCUAAUGCUACAAUAGCUAUAAUCUUGGACUAUUUAAGAGAUAUUCAUGUACCAAUAGAAUUUCCACCCAAUAAGCUCAAACAAGGAAGUGGUGAACAUGCCAUUUAUGUCUUAGAUAACUUAGCAGAUGAAGCAUUGAAAGCACAAAAGUUUCAAUGGAAGAAAGUAGAAAUAUCACCUGACGAACCAAGUAACGAACCAGAGAUAGAAGAUGAUGAUGCAGAAUUAAUUUUAGAGAAAGUAGAAGAGGAAAUGAUGGCUGAGUAUGAUGAUGAGGAUGAAGAUAUUUUACAUGUUGAUGAUAUUACAAAAUUAUAUGGACAGAACUUUGUAAACAUAAAUGAAAUGCAAAAACCUGAUGAUAUUUUAGAAUCUAAAACAAACAGAGAAGAGUGGCAACUAGAAUUGGAAAGAGUUUUACCUCAACUCAAAGUAACUGUAAAGACAGAUUCAAGAGACUGGAGAUCACAUAUAGAGCAAAUGAAGCAAUUACGUACAAAUAUAGCAACAAAUUUAACUGGAACCAAAAAUCAACUAGAUAAACUACAUAUUGAUAUAUCUAAUACUCUAGACAAAGUAAAAACGAGAGAGUCCUAUUUAAAUAGGCAACUUGAACCUAGUUUGAAGGAAUAUCAAAUGCUUCAAGAUGAAUUGUCGAAAAUUAAGGAACAAUAUCGAGAUACUAGUGGAGGUGUUACAGAAAGAACAAGAAUUUUUAAUAAAUUAACAGAAGAAUUAGAGCAUGUAAAGAAAGAAAUGGAUGAACGAGGAUCGAGUAUGACAGAUGGAACGCCGCUUGUAAAUAUAAAAAAGACAAUUACUAAAAUGAAAAAUGAAAUUUCCGAAAUGAAUAUUCGAAUUGGCGUAUUAGAAUAUAGUUUAAUGUGUGCAAGAAUACGUGAUCGCACGCAGUUGCAAGAAGAUAUGAAUAAUCCAAAUGCCACCACAAUAACUUAAUAGAUAAUAUUGAUUAUAUGAACCUUUUUUAGCAAAACUUAGCAGUAUUAUCUUCUUUUCAUGUACUUAAACGUAAGUUAUGUGCUAUUUGUUUAGUUUCUCACUAAUAAUAAUCUUUAAUAAGGGUCCAAUAAAGCAUUUAUCUCAUCAUAGUCA